GCUCGUUAUCACUCGAUAAUGUCCAUAUUUUUAUACGGUGUCAUUUAUUUGGAAAACGUGUAAACCACGAUAGCUUUGCAUCCCACCGGCGUGACCUGUGUUGUCCUCCAAAUAAAACCACUCCGGUGUGGUCAUUAUAGGACUUUGCUGAAAAUAUGGUCCUCGAGGAGAAAACGUUCAUUAACGGAGAACCAGACGAUGAGGAGGAGGAGGAAGAAGAAGAGGAUGAAGAUUUAGUGGAUCCCCUGGAAACGAUGCGAGAGAAGUGUGCGGAGUUGGAGCACUGCGUACAUACUCAUGCUCGUCUGGAACAGUGCGAGAGCAGAGUAAGCGCUCGUUCCUCCACGACUGAAGACUGCACUGAGGAGCUUUUUGACUUCCUCCAUGCUCGGGACCACUGUGUGGCCCACAAACUCUUCCAUUCUGUUAAAUGAAGCCUCUCUUCCAAUUGGAUGCGCCAUUGGCCCCUGCAUGAGGACAAUAUGGUUCUAAAUACAUUUGAAAUAAAUACUAGUACUAUAUGUGAAUCUACUGUAUGUUGUUUAUUCUGUAUGAUCAUGUAAUGGGACAGGAGAGCAAGUAUAAUAUAUUAAAGUGGAAAGCUGGAGACAUUA
Messenger RNA from Corythoichthys intestinalis (scribbled pipefish), 614 nucleotides. RefSeq names its product cytochrome b-c1 complex subunit 6, mitochondrial (gene uqcrh). The coding region runs from base 156 to 434 and encodes 92 amino acids. NCBI's taxonomy places the organism in Eukaryota, Metazoa, Chordata, Actinopteri, Syngnathiformes, Syngnathidae. Gene Ontology annotation, biological process: mitochondrial electron transport, ubiquinol to cytochrome c. The transcript is spliced from 4 exons. The record is from RefSeq and is a predicted model, not a curated record.